AUGUCACCUCGAUUGGUGAUGAAGCGUUUGCAACCAAAUUGCCCAGCUCAGCAAACAAGCCAACGACCAAGUUGGAGGACUGUUCCACAGCUUACGGUGUGGGAGGAUGAAGAUAUAUCAGUGUGGGAUUGUAUCACGAAUAGCCAAUCGAGUUUUUGUAACUGUCGGAGUGAAAUAGGCUCGGUUUUGUAUUCCAUUUUCCCGUCUUCCGGUGAUCGAAACUGUGGCGGCAACCUGCUACUCACUCAACCUACCUACCCACUCAACCCUGCACUUACGAUGUCACCUCGAUUGGUGAUAAACGUUUGCGUCACCUCGAUUGGUGAUGAAACGUUUGCAAUCCAACUGUCAAGCUCGGCGAACAGACCAACAACCAAGCAA
Messenger RNA from Opisthorchis viverrini, 381 nucleotides. RefSeq lists its product as hypothetical. The transcript has 2 exons. The record is from RefSeq and is a predicted model, not a curated record. The annotation marks the transcript as partial. NCBI's taxonomy places the organism in Eukaryota, Metazoa, Platyhelminthes, Trematoda, Opisthorchiida, Opisthorchiidae.